Molecule: messenger RNA, 2355 nt
Organism: Closterium sp. NIES-67
Lineage: Eukaryota; Viridiplantae; Streptophyta; Zygnematophyceae; Desmidiales; Closteriaceae
Source: the annotation of a GenBank genome assembly
UCCAUACUGCAUUUCUUGGAGCGCUGUCAGUUAGCUGAAGAUCUGAGUUGCUAAAUGCUCCGCCAACUCUAGUCUCCAUCGUAGUUUCCGACAGCUUAUUGUAGCUCUUGAAUUCUCGUGCAAGUUAACAUAGUCAUUCUUUCUCCUUCAUUAGCAGAUUCUUUCGAUCCUUUCUAUUCUUAGCCCUACAACACGAUGUGUUUCGACAACUCUUGGCUGGCGGCUUCCUCCCGCGUUCAGCAGGACAGGGAUCAAGCAGACACUCAGAAACUAGUCAGGCGAUGGGGUUCAGAGCUCUCUCUCAAUCCAGACUCCAACCAAUUCUGGGCCUCAGAAGAACCAGAUAAUUUCGAAGACCCCACUCCCGAGCAGUCACCCCAUUCGUCCAUCGCGGAGGAGCUGCCAUGGGCGAAGCGCAUGCUGUCGGCGCGUCACCGGGAGUCGGUGGACCUGACCAACAGCCUCCCGGACGAGUGUCUUUCGCACAUCUUCUCCUUCCUCCCCAACACCAACGACCGCGGCUCAUGCGCUCUCGUCUGCCGCCGCUGGCUGCAGAUCCAGGGGCUGCUUGGUUGGAACGGCGCCGCUCCCUUCGCCAUAGGCCCUCUGGAGUCCAAACCAGAGGCAAUCACCUCAGAUGCUGUAGAUUCACCGAAGCAGUCUGUAGCGAGUAACGCCGGUGACUUGUCCCGGUGUCUUGAGGGUCGCCAUGCGUCAGACACUCGCCUUCUCUCCAUGGCCAUCGGGUUGCCUAGCCGCGGCGGGCUCAACCGCCUAGUGGUCCGCGGGGACCGUCUGGCAGCAGUGGCGGCAAUCUCCACGCCGACUCGCCUCACCAACCUUGGCUUUCAGGCGAUUGUCGGUGCGAGUCCCGGGCUGCAGUCACUUACGCUGUGGAACUGCCCAUACGUCGACGACGAGGUCCUCCGGAUGCUCGCGUCCCGUUGCAAGACUCUCCGCCGUCUCGAUAUAAUGAACUGUCAACGUGUGACCGACAAGGGCCUGUCCGCGAUCGCGCGCGGCUGCCACGAGCUGCAGCAUCUCAGCGUCUCCGGCUGUUCCCGCGCGUCAAACGCGUUCCUUGCCGCCAUGGCUUCCGGCUCCAAACGUCUGAUCUCUCUAGCUCUCUCCGAUUUACCCCUCGUGAACGAGUAUGGACUGAAGCUUCUGGGCUCGUCUUGCAAGGAACUGAAGCGGUUGCGACUUUCCGGGAAGAUUGGUCUCACAGAUGCGGGUUUGAGGCUGGUGGGUGAGCACGUGGCGGGGCUGCAAUGGCUGAAGCUGUCGGAUUUGCCAUUGCUGACAGAGGAAGGUUUCAGAGCCGUUGGCCAGUCUCCGGGAUUCCAGAGUCUGCAGUCUGUCACGCUCGCUGGUUGCAAGCAGCUUACAAACAAGGCUUUAAGGGAGGUCGCGGAGGGGUGCUCCAAUGUGAAGAGCCUCAGCGUGUCCAAGUGUCCCGCCGUCUCGUGCUGCGGGAUUAAAGACGCUCUAGAAGCAGCGGCUUCCCUUGAGUCCCUAACUCUGCACAAGCUUUCGAAUCUGUCCUGCUGGCGAGGCUCGGAAGGAGAAGCGGAGCAGGCGCAGCAGGGGCGCGAGGAGGGGUGUAAGGGCGGAUGCUGCAUAUGGAGCGGCUCCUGCGCCAAGCUUACCAGUCUGUGCAUCAGCCACUGCGACGGCGUGGAUCGGCGGUGCCUCGGCAUGCUCGGUCGCAGCAACGCCAGCCUUCAGUCGCUCGAGCUCGCGGGUCUCGCGGGCGCAGAGGACAAGGGUGUCACGAGCCUAGUAGCCGGCUGCGGGGCGAAGCUUUCCAGUGUGGAUUUGAGCGGGUGUUCGCGGAUCACAGACAAGGCCGUGGUUGCCAUUUCGCGCAGCUGUGGCAGCACAAUGAAAUCCCUGUCCCUUGAUGGGUGCUCCAAUGUGACCGACCGCAGCUUGAGAGCCAUUGCCUCGUCGUGCGCGGCUCUUGAGGACCUGGACUUGUCCAUGUGCGGAAUCAGUGACAGGGGGCUGUCUGCUCUGGUCAGCAGCCUUGGGCCAUCGCUUCUAAACCUCUCCCUGGCCGGGUGCCAGGGAAUCACCGACAAGAGCCUGAAGAAGAUCAUGACUCAGUGCCAUAAGCUUACUGGACUCAACUUGAAGAACUGCCGUGGGUUGACCAAGGAGGCUAUUAGAUCCAUUCAGCUGAGUUCCCACUGUCUUAGUGGGCCGAGCUGCCUAUUCGUCGAUGAUGCCUUGUAGACUGUACGGUAUGUAGAACCAUUGCGCUAAGCGAGUAUUUUGUAAAACCCAAAUGCAUUUACGAUUACAACUUGUUGUCGAAUCAGGCGUUUCAGCGAAAAAGUCCAAGCAAUGAAU